GAACUUGACUGGCCUGCACAGAGUCCUGACCUCAACCCAAUAGAACACCUUUGGGAUGAAUUAGAGUGGAGACUGUGAGCCAGACCUUCUCAUCCAACAUCAGUCUGACCUCACAAAUGUGCUUCUAGAAGAAUUGUCAAAAAUUCCCAUAAACAUACUCCUAAACCUUGUAGAAAGCCUUCCCAGAAGAGUUGAAGCUGUUAUAGCUGCAAAGGGCGGGCCAACUACAUAUUAAAUUCAUGUGCAUGUAAAGGCAGACAUCCCAGUUUUGGCUUGGCUCGCAGUCUCCACUAUUCAUGUCUUUAUGGACCUUGUUUUGUGCACUGGUGUGCAGUCAUGUUGGAACAGGAAGGGGUCAUCCCCAAAACUGUUCCCACAAGGUUGGGAGCAUGAAAUUGUCCAAAAUGUCUUGGUAUGCUGAAGCAUUAAGAGUUCCUUUCACUGGAACUAAGAGGCCAAGCCCAACCCCUGGAAAAACAACCCCUGAAUUCAAUGAUUUGGAGGGGUGUCCCAAAACAUUUGGUAAUAUAGUCUACAUACACAAGAAAAUGAAUGCCUAUUAACAGAAUAGCCAAAGAAGUACCUCAAGGACAAGUUGCUGUAUCAGUGUACAGACAAAUGUGAAAUAUAAUGGAAACAAGAGCCAGUCUAUUUUAAAGCAGAAAUGCAUCAUAACACUGAAUAUACUGUAGAGUCCAUUUAAAUGAAGGAUUUGGGGGAAAGAGCUAGUCUCUGUUAGUCCACUAGGAGGCAAAAUAGAGCAAUACAUUUAAUUAGAAGGCUAAAACUUAGAUAUUGUAAUCUCAUCCACUUCCAAAAGAACUAAUUUAGGGUUUUAUGGGAGUGAAUAUUUAUGCGCGCACUAUAUAUAGACUCUUCUCUAGAUUGUAGAAUGUGGUUGUGUAGAUAUGCUUAUUCAGCCGCAAGAGCAUUAGUGUUGCACAGCACUGAUUUUGGUAGUUAGCACAGUCAUCAUCCAAAAGGCGUUUAAUAUGGGUUGAGGUCAGGGCACUGCAGGACACUAGAGUUCUUCCACUCCAGUCUUCUCCAUGCCAAGUCUUCAGCAAUCUCGCUUUGUGCACAGGGGCAUGUGAAAUGUGCAGGAACAGGUUUCUCUUAGUUCCAGUGAAAUUAGGGAAAUUGUAAUGCAACAGUACAGUAUACAGAAACACUGUGUACUUCCACGUAUUGUGACAUUAGUUUGUGGGAUAACCAUAUAUGGUAUAGUGGUCAGGUGUCUACAUAAUUUGGGCCAUAUUCGGAUAGCUAGUCACCUAGGUAACAUUACACUUAUCCUGCUUAACAAAAAAAAAUAAGUUACACUUAAAAUGACAAGAUAAGGGGGACGUUACAUAAUAUUAACAAAAUGAGGUUGGCUUUGGUGACUAGUUUUCAGUGAAGUUUUUUAGUUAUAGAGUAAGGUGCAUUGGUACCAUAUAAAGUAGUAAUUCUUUAGAAUGUAGUGAAAAUUCUGAAUAAACCUUUAUUUCAAGUAAACUACACGCGAUGGUAAUUUAAAUGUCAAGCCCAGCGUUUACAUUGUAUAUGGAAUGUCUUUAAUUAUUAAGUAAAAAAAGUAAGAGGUGCUAUAUAUGGUUUGUUAUAUAAUUCAGUCAAAAUCUACAUGGGCAGAUUUCCAGUUCCAGGGUCCUGGGUUCGAUCCUGAGAUUACUGUCUGCGUGGAGUUUUACAUGUUCUCCAAAUAUUUGUGGGUUUCCUCUGGGCUCUCUGCCUUCUCAUUUUCCCACGGUCCAAAUACACAAACACAGGAAGGUGCUAGAUUAGUGUGAGUUACUUUUUCAAUGAUUCCCUGGCAUUACACUUGGGUGAAUUCCAAUUCCCUGAUCAGCAAAAAAAAAAAAAAAGGAAUGAAAUCAGAAUGAUUUCAGAAUGAAUCAGAAUGAAUUGUUGCCAAAGACGUAACUUCACAAGUGACGUUCCUUAAUUGUGACUGGACUAGUUCCCCAUUUUGCACAUAGUUCACGUUCUGCACAGAUCGAGUUUCACAUUUAGUUUCACGUCACUGUUGGAUAUUGAUCAUCCUUCCAUAAUACUAUGAGUGUCUUUUGUAUAGCUGAAGGAAUACUCCCACUAAUGGUCUUCAUCCUUAUACAAAAUGGAAAUGCAGAGGAGUGCACUAAGGAUGUAUACAAUCGAUACUAUUCGUGUGAAGGAAGGAAUCUCACCUAUAUACCUACCAGCAUUCCUUCCUCUGUAGAGAAGCUGGACUUUAGUUUUAACUGGUUGCCUUCUUUACAAAAGCAUCUGUUUCCUCCACUGUAUGAUUUGCAGGUCCUGGACCUCACAAGAUGCCAAAUCCAGUUCAUUGCUGAUGAUGCUUUCCACAAUGUGAAGAAUGUGACUACUCUGAUUCUUACUGGAAAUCCCAUUUCAUAUACAUCUCCUGACGGCUUGAACUCAUUACAUAAAUUAAAGAGACUGGUUCUCGCGGACACUGGGCUGCUUUCUUUAAGUGUCCAGUUGAACAAUCUCACCAAGCUUCAGGAACUAAAUGUUGGAACUAAUAUGAUUCAGACGAUUGCUCUUCCACGAUUCAUGAUCAACUUUAAAGACUUCUGCGUAUUGGACCUGCAUGCAAAUAAGAUAUCCAGCUUAAAAGUAGAUCACACCGCUGUACUGCGAGAGAUGAAGGGAAAUAUCACUCUAAAACUCUCCAGCAACCCAAUAUUACAUAUUGAACCAGGAGCCUUUAAGGACAUUUACCUGAAAGAGCUUAACAUACAGAGUACGUUUGUUUCAUUUGACGCAAUGAGGGAUGGCCUAAAAGGUCUCGGUGGUCUUCAUGUUGGAAAGCUUCUUAUAGGACUUUAUGUAGUAGACAGGUCAAAAGUAAUAUAUGAUGCUAAUUACCUUGAUGGACUUUGUUUGAUCAAUUUUAGAGAAAUAUAUUUUCUUCAGAAAGAUUUUUCAGAUUCUGAAAUUAAUGUGUUACAAUGCAUGGUCAAUGCAACAAAAAUCAUUCUGAAACGAGCCACUAUUGGAUCCAUGCAUGUCUCAUUCCAUCAGCUCAAAGAACUUUAUAUAUAUCGCAGUCGAAUGCCCAUUGUACUGGACCUUUCACAUCUACACACGUUAGAAAAACUAGUCUUGAAUGACAGUAAACCAGUAUAUCUUCAUGGUAUGAAUGACAUGCCCAAACUCCAGCAUGUGGAUCUGAGUGGAAACCAAUUCAAUUUGGUUGAUUGUUGUUCAAGGUUUUUCACAGGGAUGCCAAACAUUCACACACUUAACCUGAGCUUUAAUUCCAUAAUAUAUCUGAGCAAUAAUCCGUUUGCCGGACUUGACUCCAUUGAAAUUUUGGAUAUUCAUUUGACAACAUUAAGGUCAUUAAAUGCACAAUUCAAAUUUUUUAAAAGUCUCAAGCGUUUACGAUAUUUGGAUAUAUCUCACACAGACAGUACGUUUUUGCGGACCAUGGCCUUUAGAUAUCUAAUUAGCUUAAAAGUACUGAAGAUGGCAGGGAACCGUUUCCAAGGAGAUGCACUAAGUUAUAUAUUUAAAAAUGUCACAUCCUUAGAGCGUCUUUACUUGUCAAAUUGUGGUAUUCAGAACAUAGACCGCAGAGCUUUUGAAAGUCUUUCAAAUCUACGGCAUUUGUUUCUUAGUCAAAACAAGUUGACGGUUUUGGAUUUUGCAACCCAAUCAUAUCUAAAAAGCUUAACAUUAUUAGAUGUAGGAAUGAAUAGCAUUUUUAGCAUCCCGCUUCAUACUCUGAAAAACCUACCAACAAAUCUCUCAAACCUUGACCUGUCCUUUAAUCCAAUUGAAUGUUCCUGCUCACAGAUAGACUUUAUUAAAUGGCUUGUGAACCAUCAACAAUUACUUCGACAAUCAGCUAACAUUUCAUGUAAAAUACUGUCACAAGACUUAAACCUUAGAGUUAUUGACUUUGACAUUGAAGGCUGUGUACACAUGAGAAGACUGACAAUUGCGUUAUGCGUAUUUGCUGUCACUUUUCUUGUUUUUGUAUCACUUUUGAUCUACAAAUUUCAGUUUUAUCUGCGCUAUGGCUAUAUCCUGCUAAGAGGUUAUAGGGCCUCCAGACAGCAGGAAUGGUCUUAUGAUGCCUUUGUUAUCUACUCCAGCAAAGAUGAAGCAUGGGUAAUGGAUGAACUGGUGGAGAAUCUGGAAAAUGGGAAUCCACCCAUUCAUCUUUGUCUUCAUGUGCGGGACUUUGAAGCUGGCAAGGCCAUUACCUCCAACAUUAUAGAUGAAGGCAUCAUGGGUAGUCGUAAAGUUAUCGUGGUUGUAUCUAAACACUUCAUCGAGAGUUCCUGGUGUCGUUUUGAAUUUGAGGUGGCGCAAUCCUGGCAAGUGAUGGAACGCAACGCUAACAUCAUCAUCAUCAUUUUAGAAGAAGUGGAGGAGGAGAAGUCAAAGAAGGUGUUUGGGCUUCAUAAGCAUCUGAAAAACAACACCUAUCUAAAGUGGAGUGGAAACCCAAUAAAUAACAUGACAUUCUGGAUUCGUCUUCGGAAAGCUGUCAUCACAGGGAACUGAGUUUUUCUCCAAACUGUGUUAAUACAUUUGUGUCACUUUCUUCUGAAAUAGAAUAAAAGUUUUCAAAGUAUAUUAUUUGGGCAUAUUUUUAUUUAAGCAGAGACAAAGAAUUUGAACCUAAUCCUCUAUUAGAAUAAAUAGAUUAAAUCAGACUUUUCCACUUUUGUGUGUGAAAUAACUUUUUAGAAAAGAAGACUCAACUGGAUCCAUUUAUGUACAUUAAUUAAAGUAAAGUAUGUUAUUUAAGUGCAAAUGCUUACUUCUGUGGAGUUGUCCCCUUAUGAAACAAAUAAAUAACACAUGCCAUUUUUGUGAAGUGUGCUUGAGCUGAUUUGUGAUAGACACAUUAUUGUGUUUAAUUGUUUUUUGAGAUUUUAUAUCAUUACAAAUCAAUCUCAGUCAGUGGCUAAAAGUAAAACAGAUUAAAAUCCGCACAAACAAAAGAACAUGCACAAGUCAACCACUGAUAUAGACCAAUAUCAGGCAUAACAUUUAUGAGCAGUGAGAGGUGAAAUGAAUAGCACUGAUUAUCUCCUCAUCAUGGCACCUGUUAGUGAGUGGGAUAUAUUAGGCAGCAAGUAAACAUUUUGUCCUCAAAGUUGAUGUGUUAGAAGCAGGAAAAAUGGGCAGGCAUAAGGAUUUGAGGGCCAAAUUGUGAUGGCUAGACGACUUGAUCAGAGCAUCUUUAAAACUGCAGCUCUUGUGGGGUGUUC
Molecule: messenger RNA, 5234 nt
Organism: Hemibagrus wyckioides
Lineage: Eukaryota; Metazoa; Chordata; Actinopteri; Siluriformes; Bagridae
Product: toll-like receptor 4
Exons: 3
Coding region: 2056-4521 (821 amino acids)
Biological process (GO): immune response; defense response to Gram-negative bacterium; toll-like receptor signaling pathway
Cellular component (GO): membrane
Molecular function (GO): protein binding; lipopolysaccharide binding; lipopolysaccharide immune receptor activity
Source: RefSeq, a predicted model, not a curated record